Hypomesus transpacificus is the source of this 1299-nucleotide messenger RNA. It is a transcript of the gene apobec2b, whose product is annotated as apolipoprotein B mRNA editing enzyme, catalytic polypeptide-like 2b. Gene Ontology annotation, molecular function: RNA binding; cytidine deaminase activity. Lineage: Eukaryota; Metazoa; Chordata; Actinopteri; Osmeriformes; Osmeridae. The record is from RefSeq and is a predicted model, not a curated record. Gene Ontology annotation, biological process: cytidine to uridine editing. Bases 155 to 982 code for a protein of 275 amino acids. Gene Ontology annotation, cellular component: nucleus; cytoplasm. The transcript is spliced from 3 exons.
AGCGAGGAUACCACCGACUACUCACUGGACUGAAGUCAGACAAGCACAUAUAUUCCAGCCACCACAAUAGACCUAUUUCUGUGGGGGGCUCACACACAGACCUCUCCUCUUACUCUGCCUGACAGCUUCGUCCUUUGAAACCCAAACACACGUCAUGGCUGACAGGAACCCAGGUCGUCCCAUUGUGAAGAAAAAGGAGAAGAAGUCCGAGAACAAAACAGAUAAAGAGAAGGAGAAAGAAAAAGAAGAAAAAGUUAAAGGAGCGAAAAAACCAGAUAAAACAGCGAAGAAGUCUGAGAAAUCCGAAGAACAACCGCAGACACAGGAAGAGAAGAAGAAGGAGGGAGAUGGAGGAGCCGGGGCAGGAGAGGAAGCAGAGGGGAAGAUGGAUGGUGUGGAAGAGAAUGGAGAGUUCCAGCCUAUAGACCUGCCACCAUUUGAGAUCGUCACAGGGGAACAAAUGAAUCCGUUCUAUUUCAAGUUCCAGUUCAGGAACGUUGAGUACUCAUCCGGGAGGAACAAGACCUUCCUGUGUUUCCGUGUGGAGACACCAGGGGGCAGUGUGGAGCCUCUGCAAGGCUUCAUGGAGGACGAGCAUGCCCUGGCACACGCAGAGGAGGCUUUCUUUCAGCAGGUGCUCCCUCACUAUGACCCCAACCAGUGUUACGAGGUCACAUGGUACGUGACGUCCAGCCCCUGCGCGGCGUGCGCCGCCAAACUCGCCGACAUCCUCCGUCAGAGGAAGAAGCUUCGCCUCACCAUCCUCUGUUCCCGCCUCUUCAUGUGGGAGGAGCCAGAGAUAGGGGAGGGGCUAAAGGCCCUAGUGGGCGUGGGCUGUAAGUUGAGGAUGAUGAAGCCGACAGAUUUCCUGAAGGUGUGGGACACCUACGUGGAGAAGGAGGAGCAGAUAUUCGCCCCCUGGGAGGACUGUCAAGACAACUAUGUCUAUUAUGAGGAGAAACUGGCCGAGAUCUUGAAGUAGAAAUGUGUAUUACCUUAUGCUUUACUUUUUUAUUUACCAAAUGCUAGAUCAUUAUAGAUGUCUCUUACAUGCAAGUAUAAGGGAGUACCUUCUACUGGUAUCUCUGACAAAGAUAACGUUCUGCGUCGUAGAAAAACAGCCAUUGGUAUUGGUUAGCAAUACACAUUUAUUUUUUGUACUUUAACAUAUAUAGAAUACUUCUUAAGGUAUAUUAUAUUAACGGGAGGGUUUCAUAUGGAUUUAAAAAACAACACAGUUACUUAAGAAGCUUAACUAAGACAGUAAACUGAAGAAAUAGCAACAUGGAGAUAUAUAUA